UGCUGGCCAAUGAGCAGACAAUUUGGGUGUUGGCGUACUGUUGUUUUUUUUCGGGUUAGCACAUGUUAAAGACAUAUAGGUUUUUUCUCCAUCGUUAUAAAUUAAAUUACUUUUUGAAAAUGUGUCGUCCUGUGUUUUUUGUGGUUCAAAACAAGGGAUCGAAGAUAGAACAUAAAUUUCCCUUAAAUAAUCCCGAAUUACUAGAGAAAUGGGUAGCAGCAACGGAAUUGAAAGAUUUUAUUCCAAAUGAUAGAAGUUUGCUGUGUAGUUAUCAUUUUGAUAAAAAAUGUUUACGAUCAUCAAAUCGUGGUUUAGUUCUAAAAUCAAAUGCAGUGCCAACUUUGUUUUCAUCUGUAGACAGUGAAGGAUACUAGAAACACCAAGAAGUAUUAAAAAAUGAAUUCUUUACUCGAAGCAUGAUCAUCAAUACGAAGCAUCUCCAAAAACGAUGAGGAAAAGAUGUAUUCAGCAACAGAAGAGAAUACAAGUUUUAGUGAACCAGGCGCACGUUAUGAGAUAGUGUAUUUCACGUUUAAAAAAAAAGAUUACUUUAUUGAAA
This is a messenger RNA of Cataglyphis hispanica, 559 nucleotides long. RefSeq names its product THAP domain-containing protein 1-like. The record is from RefSeq and is a predicted model, not a curated record. Gene Ontology annotation, molecular function: sequence-specific DNA binding. Lineage: Eukaryota; Metazoa; Arthropoda; Insecta; Hymenoptera; Formicidae. The transcript is spliced from 3 exons. Bases 63 to 374 code for a protein of 103 amino acids.